This is a messenger RNA of Gallus gallus (chicken), 3122 nucleotides long. It is a transcript of the gene MPPED2, whose product is annotated as metallophosphoesterase domain containing 2. The record is from RefSeq and is a predicted model, not a curated record. The transcript is spliced from 11 exons. NCBI's taxonomy places the organism in Eukaryota, Metazoa, Chordata, Aves, Galliformes, Phasianidae. Gene Ontology annotation, molecular function: hydrolase activity. The coding region runs from base 891 to 1775 and encodes 294 amino acids.
GCCGGCAGCCGCCGCCCCCGAUCCCUCCGAGAGCACUGAGGAGGGGCGGCCCGCGGGGCUCAGGUGAGCCCCCUGAGGGCAGGGCAGGGCUGGGCUGCGCGGCCACAGACCGCGGCCACACCUCGGCACCCCGGAAAGCGGCCUGAGGGUGGUAGGGCGGUGCCCUGGAGGAAGGCUGCAGAGGUUCCAGAUGGACUCCCGUGCAGUGCUGGCAGUUGGCGUGCUGUAGCGGCGGUGAUGUCCCGUUUCCCGCCACUUGACCGAUCGUCUUCUCUCACAGGUUCUGAAGUUCUGUAAAAACUUUGAAGCCUGUUUCUACUAGCACUGGAAACUGAAGUUCAUCUGUGAAACAGAACCUUUGCAGAGAAGGAACUACAGCAGUUUUGGAGUACAGGAGACCACCUUCAUCUUUAGGUGACACAUCUCAAUGGAUGGGCCAUUGUGACAGUGAGGGUGCUGCAGAUUGACACUGUGACUCUGCUUCUCUAAGCCACUGUCAAAUGCUAUGGUGUGUGCAGAUCUGAGAGCACAAGAAGAAUCAGUGGGAAUCUUGGAUGGACAAAGAGUAAUUCAAGUGUACUUACCCAUCUUAUCAAGUCAAGAAAACAUUUGCUUUCUUCCCUUGUCUUCUUUCUCCCAGAUUUCAAUAUUCUGACAGAAGGCUUCAGUUUUACUUCCUGAAGAGAACCGUUCUGCUUCCCAAAAAGCUGGUGUACUUGUGUGGAGAGGCCAUGGAUUCUUCCUGAAGAUAGUGUGUUUGCUGGCGUGUUUGACAGCUCGGGGCUGCUGGCGAGGAGCUGCUCGGCCUGGGGAGCUGCCAGGAACACGAUGCCCUGCCCUGCUCUCUGCCUUGGGAAGCUGUGAAUUGCCCAUGUCCAUAAGGAGGAAGGAUGGCUCAUGGAAUUCCUUCACAAGGCAAAGUUACCAUAACGGUGGAUGAGUACAGCUCCAACCCGACGCAGGCCUUCACGCACUACAACAUUAACCAGAGCAGGUUCCAGCCUCCACACGUGCAUAUGGUCGACCCUAUCCCAUAUGAUACUCCAAAACCAGCGGGCCACACGCGAUUUGUCUGCAUCUCAGACACGCACUCCAGAACAGAUGGCAUCCAGAUGCCUUAUGGGGACAUCCUUCUCCACACGGGCGAUUUCACCGAGCUGGGACUGCCCUCAGAGGUUAAGAAGUUUAAUGACUGGUUAGGAAACCUGCCCUAUGAAUAUAAAAUAGUGAUUGCUGGGAAUCAUGAACUGACAUUUGAUAAGGAAUUCAUGGCAGACCUUGUUAAACAAGAUUACUACCGCUUUCCUUCUGUGUCCAAAUUGAAACCAGAGGACUUUGACAAUGUUCAGUCACUCCUGACAAAUAGUAUUUACUUACAAGAUUCAGAAGUAACAGUUAAAGGAUUCCGGAUAUACGGUGCCCCAUGGACACCGUGGUUUAAUGGAUGGGGCUUUAACCUACCCAGAGGUCAGUCUUUGCUAGACAAGUGGAACCUUAUUCCUGAGGGCAUUGAUAUACUAAUGACACAUGGACCUCCCCUUGGUUUUCGAGAUUGGGUUCCAAAAGAGCUGCAGAGAGUUGGUUGUGUGGAACUGCUAAACACAGUGCAGAGGCGAGUAAGGCCCAAACUCCAUGUCUUUGGUGGGAUCCAUGAAGGUUAUGGCAUUAUGACAGACGGUUACACAACGUACAUCAAUGCUUCAACGUGUACAGUCAGCUUUCAACCAACCAAUCCUCCAAUUAUAUUUGACCUUCCAACCCCUCAAGGAUCAUGAAGCACUGCUGCAUGUUUGGAACUGAGGAAGGUCUAUAAACUGCCAUUUUCUAAUCACAAUACUUGCAUUCUGUUACAUGUUUAUUUCAAAAUUUUUGUGGGGGGGGAGGGGGGGGCAUUUUGGGAGGGAGAAUGGUGGGGUUUUUGUUUUGGGGCGGGGUUUUUUUUAGUAAAUUGCUGGUGCAACGAGACAAGACGAGAAGUUAGAGGUUGUGCUUUUUGGAAAUGCAGCGUUCAUUUUAAAUUGAAAAAGCAUUGUGAAUUUGUAAAAUUAAUUUUGUUUUUCAAUAAACUGCCAUUGUAAAUUGUUAUAGUGUUCUCAAAAGGACAGCCAAGCUUUCUUUUAAGAAGUGAGAGACCUUAUUUUAAUAUUAUAUGAUAAGCUAAAAAAAAAAUAGGCAGCAUUUAAAAACACCCAAAUUUGCACAACUUUUGUUACUGUCGUUUUUUAUUUUGUUGUUUUUUUUUUUAAUGUCUUCUUUUCCCUAUGGUCUAAAUGUUAGCUUCUCAUCUUUCCAUUUAUAUCCUUUUUUCUUCCUUCCUUUCUUUUUUUUAUUUUUUUUUAUAGCAUAGACAAGACUUUGGGGUCCAUUUGCCUCUUGAUAUGUGUGCAUGCACUGAAACUUGUUUCUGUUCACAGUAAGAUGCAGCAAGGGGAGAAUAGACCUCUCAGUUGUUUGUUUGUCACUACCUGCUUUGUACGUUAAAGAAUGGUAUAAGAUAGCCACGGUCUGUAUGUGAUAUCUGCCUUUUAUUGUUUGUUUUUAAAUUAUUUUAGCUUUAAAAAACUGGGAAUGAAAGCUGCAAAGAGCAGGCGUUUCAUGCAGUAAAAAAAAAUAAUGUAAAUGCGGACUCCUUUUAAAUAUGAAUUUAUAUAUAUAUGUAUUUUUUGUGCAUUAUAACUAAGCUAGGAUUUAAUAUUGCCAGUAUAGCAUCUGCAAAAUUAUGCUGUACAGCACAUCUAAAUUAUGAAGGAUGUGACACAUUUUCCAAGUGCUCAAGGCCUUCCAGAGCCUGAGUUCAAUCUUUGUUGUAGUUUGGGCAUGUAUAGAGUCAAAUGGAUACAAUCAAGCCUAACUAAAAUAAGGCUUAGUUGUCCUUUAUAUUUAAAUAUUCUUCUUGUCUUUUUAUUUCCUUUUUCUUAUUUUGCACUGUGUGUAAAUGCAAUCUUGCUAGCACAAAAUACUGUUGCAGAUAGUUAUUUCUGUUCUACCACUGUAAAUGCUAUUGAGCUUUGUUCUGUUUUAUGUUAACAUGUUAAUGGAAUUUAGAAAGCAGUUGUUUCUUUAAAUUUAUUGUGAUAUAUCUAGCGGCCUUUAUAUGCAAAUAAAAUUGCAAGAUUUUUAAA